Messenger RNA from Acanthaster planci (crown-of-thorns starfish), 5209 nucleotides. Its product is annotated as G protein-coupled receptor 54-like. Gene Ontology annotation, cellular component: plasma membrane. Gene Ontology annotation, biological process: G protein-coupled receptor signaling pathway. The record is from RefSeq and is a predicted model, not a curated record. Gene Ontology annotation, molecular function: neuropeptide Y receptor activity. Lineage: Eukaryota; Metazoa; Echinodermata; Asteroidea; Valvatida; Acanthasteridae.
UACAAAAGAGCACGUGUUGGUUGUCGCACGCUCAGUCCGCGUAGAUAGUCUCUGCCCACGACAGGCAGCGCAACUGCACGUAGUUUGGGCGAGUCCUAUCGCCAAAGCUUCUAGCACGUCGGAAAACCUUCAUAAAACUGUUAAUCUUUCUUCUUUUCUGUCAGUCUCUCCAUCUUGUAAGCUCGACUACAAUAGUAAUUGCUUUAGCCUACAUUGUACAACGCUGGCUCGACGACAGUGUAAGUAAUUGGCAAAUGAUGGCGGAAUUGGAAGUUCUGAACUGCACGUACUGUGAGGAGCCACAGCAAGGGGCUCAAAGGGUGAUACUCCCCAUCAUCAUGGUGUUGAUCGCUGCGGUUGGGAUAACCGGCAACUCCCUAGUCCUCUUCAUCAUCUUAGGCCACCGCGACAUGAGAACUGUCACCAACAGUUUUGUUGCCAGCCUGGCGCUGACCGACAUCGCCAUACUGGUCAUUUGUGUUAUCCCGACUGCCGUUGUCUACGUGACAAACACAUGGAAGCUGGGCGAAUUUUUGUGCCGCGCGGCCAGCUAUACACAGGCAGUCACUGUGCAGGCCACAUGUUUCACACUGACAGCCAUGACAGUGGACCGUUACUAUCUGAUUGUGCAUGCCGUGAGGUCCCGCAACACGAGAACAGUGACGAAAGCUGUGAUUAUCAACGUUUUUAUUUGGAUAGUCUCAUCCUUGAUCCACCUUGCAUCAUUUAUCUAUGUUCACCUAACCGAGGAUGGCACGUGCAAGAGUGAUUUCCCGAAUGCCCAGGUCAGUGACAAAGUCUACGGUCUGUUCUCCUUCCUCGGAAUGUACAUCGUGCCACUGAUUUGUAUAAUGUUCUGCUACACACAAAUCCUGAUUCAGAUCUGGCGGAAGACCUCGGGUGGGACUGAAAGUGCGCAGGCCCACACGCGAGCACUCCGAAGAAAGAGGAAAAUUACCCGCAUGGUGUUCAUCGUCGUGGUAUUGUUUGCCUUCUGCUGGGCACCAAUUCAAAUAUUCACCGUCUGGUCAAGAUUCAGCCUAUCCGACUCCGAUGAAAGCAAAGACCUUACGGUUGUCCAGAAUUUGAAAGUGUCAUUCGUGUGCAUAGCGUACGCCAAUAGCUGUGUUAACCCCUUCGUCUAUGCCUUCACAACGACGAGUUUCAGGAAGUACUUCCGAAAAAUGUUUGCGACCUGUUGCAGGAGCCCGUAUAAAGAGCGCACGAGUAUUAGCAUCAGUAUGACCACUAAAACGGAGCGACUUCCACCGGGAGAGGAGGACUCGUCAAUUUAAGAACCUAUCUGUCGGCAGCUGGUGCCAGCUUAUAUACUGCAUCUUGACAUAGGACCACCAAGACUAAUCAGUGUUAGGCAAACAGGAUCUGCUCACAUUAUUUAUAAAUAAAAAAAAAGUAUUUGCAAACUGGCAAAUUAACACCAGAGAGGGUACUGCAACCCAGUGAAAGUGUUCAUCUGAGGUAGAACUCUACGAGUCAUCAGGCAGUCGUGUUCAGGCUGCACACGGUCAACCUGUAUUUUCGAAAUCUUUCAGAGUUCAACCUGCCUCUGUUUAAAUGAAUGGCGUUUUAAAUGUGCGCUUUAUGCGCUCUAUCACUAAUGCCUACUUUCCCUACAUGAAGCGCGGAUCUAGUUGAGUGUGCUAAAUUUGGUCAAACACACGUCUAAUAUUGUGUAUAAUUUUAAAUAUGUAUGAGCGUAGUACUGGUGUCAUUGAUCAAAGAGUAAGAGUACUUUCUAGAGAAGAGUUUUUUCGACAUCAGAAGUCAAGUCUCAGAGCAUUUUUAUUGUUAAAGAAGUGUUCAGAGACAAGUCAGCCGAACUUCGAAGCUGUCAGUGUCUAUACUCUUGAGUCUUUUCUCUUAUUCAGUUCACAAGCAUGCACGUACGUUCUUUUGAUUGCAUCAGUCGAAUGCAUGACGUACGUGAGUGGAGUAAAUUAUUGUGUAAAACUACCGGGCAUCAUGGGUUAUCUUCUGUGAUAAUGACAAUGUGUAUUAUACCUACACGUACCGGUAUACAGUGUCUUUUUAAGGUAAAGUGGUAAAGUACAUUUCGUCCAAAAUUAAUUAAUUAUGACAGUAAAUUGGGUAAUGUUUUGGUUACGAUUGGUGGAUUCAGCUUUUUGUUUGUUUAAGUUUCUUUUGUUUUGUUUCGUUUGCUCCGUUUCCUUUCGUUGUAUUUUGCUCCUUGUUUGUGUUUCUGAUUUUGUCUGAAAGUUUUUUUCUGUUCUUUCUGUUUCUAACUCUAAGAAAAUGAAGGGAGGAAAAGUGAGAUUUUGUAUAAUUAAAUAGCACAAGGGCAUAGCAUAUGAAACAAAUUGGGAAGUGAAAGUAUUUCAGUGUGUAAUGCUGUAGAAAUUGGACACAAUCAAUUGGCGUAAUAUACUGUAUGUGUACUUUUCAGGUUACUCAUUUAAAAACAAAUUACCAAGAAGUGUUCUUGACUGUUAUUCUCAUAUUUUGUGAAUAUGAACUUAAGGUUGGUGUAAUCUAUACGGACUUAAAUAUAAGCACAGUGUAAAUAACACCGUUGAUUUUGUGGUUCAAGUCUCUGGUUAUUGUCUUCAUCGCUUGUUGGAAAAAGGUUCACUCUCAUGCUUGUAAAUAUUAAUUCCCGAAGGGUUUUCUCUAACUUUGUAAAAAAAAAGAAGAGCGGGACUGACAGACAAACAAAAAAGAGGCCACCAACAAUGCAGAUUUUGUGAAUGAUGUAAUGUGUUCUACUUUUACGAUUGGUGUCCAUUGCUGAGCGACAGUGUGAAUGAAUAGAGAGUGGCAGCUACAAACCCAACUUCUCAGUGUCGUUUAACGUAGCUUCUAGGUCAAUUGAAGAUAUUGGACGAAGGGCACCCCAACACAAACACCUUUAUGUUGGUCACUGUUUGAUCGGAAUCUCAGGAAUUCUUUACAGACAUCUGGCGGAUUUGUUAGGUAAUAAUAAUCUAGGGUGUGUAUAGAUAUUGGACAUGUAGGGUGGUACCCCUCCGUCCCAUACCUUGAUGGGUAUAUUGUUGGUGGGUUAUUAUGUUAUAAUAGCUAAAAGUAAUGUCGUCGAUUUUAUACAAAUGAUAAUUGAUUUAAACAAAGGACCAAUACCUGCCUAAGGGUUCAAAAAUGAUGUUUCUUGUCAGAAUAAAGUGUAAUUAGAGUAAUGAUGACUUUAAACAAAAUCAGACGGGCCGAAGAGAACAUUAACACAAAAUACAAAUCACUGAUAGAAAGCAGAGUUCAGAUGCUGUGCAGUAUAUUUGAAAUAUAAAGGUGUCUGCACGUUUAGCUAUCACGAGUAGGAAGUUGUGUUAACAAUUAACAUCAAUUUAAUUUGUAAUCAUAUCGUUAAUCGGUGUUAAUACUUACCUUUGCUGUCUAUAGCACGGUUUGUGUAGUGGUAUUUGCUGGCACAGUGCUCAUUUUACUUCUUCGUUGAAAGUCAUUAUUACCAUUACAGAAAACGUUUGAAAUUCAGAGAAAUGACGGUAUGUCACUAGCCCGAUUCCACUGAAGGCUUUGGUACCUUUAUUCGAAGGCAACGUACACUGUCGUCUCAUGAAUUUGCCAUUCUUGCCUUUAGAAAAUAUAAAACACGGCAUUGCUAAUGUUUCAUCGAAUCAAUAAAAAUGGAUUGUUAGCCCCAGCGUCUUCCUCAUAAUGGUCAUAAGUUCAACUUCUUGGCCAGCCACUAAGGUAUAGCUUGUCGAAACAAUCAUCUUCUACGAAAGCUGUGAGUGCCGUCAAGUAUAUAUUUUCAAAUAAUAUUUUUUUUUGAAGAUUGUUAUUAUGAAGUGUAUUUUUGAAACUUCGUUUUAACAAGAUAUAUUUUACCAAGCUCGUUUGUUAACUAUAGGCAUAUUUUUUGAGAUAUAUAAGUAGAAGUGUUUUUACUACUUCUGGAAACAAAUCGUUUAACAAGAUAUACUUUUCCAGGCUCGUGUGUAGGAGAUUUUUACAUUAAUUUUUAUUAUUUUUUUAGUUUGUUUUGUGAGAAAUUUGAAAAACAAAUAAAAUCUGACAAUAUAACUGCAUAAUUAUUUUUCUGAAUAAUAACUACAUUCUAACUAAUAACUAAUACAAAAACACAUUUCAAAAAAUAACUCAAUCAAAAAUAAAUCUCGAGAAAAUGAUUUGUUACCAAAAAUAGAAACAAGAUUUCUAAAUAUAUAUCUCAUAACGAACUGGAAAAUAUAUGUCUUGGAACAAACACAUUUUGGGAAAGUAAAUCUUGUAAAAAACUAAGUUGGACCAAACAUAUAUCCUAAAACGUAUUAAAAUGUGCUUCACUUUUUGAAAUAAUGCACUUGAUGGCACUACAAGGCUUGCGUAAUUUCCCAUGUACAUCCUAUUUAUUUCUCUGCUAUCCCAUGUACUCUGGACCAUGCUGGGCAUAUAUAAGUUCAUGAACGAACACAGCAAGCGCAUGGUCACGUCCAAUAUAGGGUAAAUCUAUGCGCUUACAGUUUUGUUAUUAAAGGAAACGUAUAGCGCCAGUGUGUUUAAAAACAAAACAAAACAAAACAAGAAAACCGAAACAACUAAGAAGUCGAGGAAAUGAUCCACUUGUUUAAAGUGUAGCUGCAACAUUUUGUUUCUUAAAUUCUUUUUCUGUAUAAUUUUAUCUCUUCAAUGUGUGAAAAAUAUUUUAAAUUUGGUUUUGAUGAGAUGCAUUAAAAAGUUCUGUUUUCAAGCAUACAAGAUUUCCUCCGAGACAACUGAGGGCGCGGUUGCCGUGAUGUCAUCUAAGGAUGAAAUUGGUCAGGAAAUAAGUUUUCCUGUUAAAGUUUCUUAACGAGGCUUGCUUGCUUGCUGCUUGCUGGCUUAAUUUUAUUAAUUCAUAAUACAAUGAAUACCAAAGAAAUAGAAAUUUAGAGAAGCUUAUUUUUCCCCAAAUGCAACAGUUUUGUGCAUAAACCAGCGCUGCAGAUUUCUUCCUGAGAGGACAUCAUAAUGUUGCUUCCGAUUAUUGAAAUAAUUACUAGCAUAACAAAACAAAAGACAGCCAAAAAAACCCUUUUUAAUAGUGAAGCACACAUUUUGAAAAAGUUAACUGAGAGAGAAGGGUGGAGUUCGAAGGUUUGACUUGCGCUUAUAGGUUAGCACUAUUUUUAACAACCUACUGUCUUAUUCAAAUGAUUCACUAUCUCAAGCGCACGACUUAUUUUCUUUAAAUAAAUCAGCCGCCUUGUUUAAAUGA